GCCGGAAGCGCGCGGCUGCGGCAGGGGAAGCAACCGAGAGCCCUCCUCCCGCCUGCUCUGUGCAGGAGACAGCUUGCGGAGCCCACUGCCGGCGCGCCGAGAGCCCAGCAGCUCUUGAGUCCGGGAAGCAAGGGUGGGCGGAGGGAGGAGCCGGUGGCAAGGACCCAGACCUGGACGACCCCCAGUGCCGAGCCAGCGGAGCUGCUUGCCCGGACAAUAAAGCAAGACCCUGUCUAAGGUCGACUCUGCCACCUGGAAGGUAUGGGACCUCGCAGUCUUCUCUAGGUUGCGUCUUUUUCACUGAAAUCACAAAAUCACUAAGUACUGCUCCUUGCAGAACAGGGCUAACUCAUGGGCAGUGAUCACACGGUCGGCUAAUUUGGCAUUUUCAUGAAGGACCGGGCGCAGCAUGGACACUCCCAGGCGGUUUCCGACGCUCGUGCAACUGAUGCAGCCAAAAGCAAUGCCAGUCGAGGUGCUUGGUCACCUUCCUAAGCGGUUCUCCUGGUUCCACUCUGAGUUCCUGAAGAAUCCGAAGGUAGUUCGCCUUGAGGUUUGGCUGGUGGAAAAGAUCUUCGGUGAGUGGAGCAAGGAGGGGCAGCCCCUAUGCGGCUUCUUUCUGCCGCCCACACCCACAUCCCACUGCGUUCCAGGGCAAGCCUCCCCGGUAGCCAAUGCCCUCUGGCUGUCUCCUCCUUCCACUUUCCCCUCCCAAGACCCCCGGGAGCCACCCAACCCUCACAGCCUCUCUGCUACCCGCGCAGGCAGGGACCGAGAACGCAUCCCGCACGUCCAGGGUAUGUCCCAAAUCUUGAUUCAUGUGAAUCGGUUGGACCCUAACGGCGAGGCUGAGAUCUUGGUAUUUGGGAGGCCUUCUUACCAGGAGGACACAAUCAAGAUGAUCAUGAACUUGGCUGACUAUCACCGACAGCUCCAGGCGAAAGGCUCAGGAAAGGCCCUCGCCCAGGAUGUCGCCACUAAGAAGGCCGAGACCCAGCUGUCUUCAACAGAAGUCCGGGAGGCCGGGACCCAGCGUUCGGUGGAGGUCCGGGAGGCCGGGACCCAGCGUUCGGUGGAGGUCCGGGAGGUCGGGACACAGGGUUCUCCGGAGGAGGUGCGGGAGACCGGGACCCAGCAGUCUCUCGAGGCUGCCAACCAGUCGGGGACCCAGCGAUCCCCCGAAGCUGCCAGCAAGGCAGUGACCCAGCGGUUUCGCGAGGAUGACCGGGCCCCAGUUACCAGAUUAUGAAGGCUUCUCGGGCCCUGGAGCCAGAGCCAGUCAGGGGUUAAAGUGAAAGCCCGUGCUUCGCCCAGAAGCUGCGGUUGGGAGGAGGAUGAUGUAGAUUUUUUGUUUUACCCCUUCUGUUGAAUGGUUGCAAACACAAACUUGAGUUCUAAUAAAGAAUUGCAAACUGGAAGCCGCCCCCUACUUCAGCCCCCGAAGCUGGGGUAAGGGUGGAUGAUGUGGAUUGUUGUUGUUGUUGUUGUUUUUUUUUUACCCAUUCUGUUGAAUGGCUGCAAACACAAACCUGAGUUCUAAUAAAUAAUUGCAAAGUGGAAGUCCCCCUCUACUUUAGUCCAGGAAGCCGGGGUGGCGGGGGAGGUUGACGUGGAUUGUUUUUGUUUUACACCUUCUGUUGAGUGGUUGUCAACACAAACUUGAAUUCUAAUAAACAAUUGCAUUUC
This is a messenger RNA of Cercocebus atys (sooty mangabey), 1686 nucleotides long. It is a transcript of the gene KHDC3L, whose product is annotated as KH domain containing 3-like, subcortical maternal complex member. The record is from RefSeq and is a predicted model, not a curated record. The coding region runs from base 410 to 1249 and encodes 279 amino acids. Gene Ontology annotation, cellular component: protein-containing complex; apical cortex. The transcript is spliced from 5 exons. NCBI's taxonomy places the organism in Eukaryota, Metazoa, Chordata, Mammalia, Primates, Cercopithecidae. Gene Ontology annotation, molecular function: RNA binding.